AUGGAAAUCGAGGAGAAAACACUUGCUCCAGAUGAUACAAAUUUAACAACGACAUACAAUAAUAUUGCUGUCACUUAUCAUUCUAUGGGCGACAAAACACAUGCUCUAUCAUUUUAUGAAAAGACAUUAGCGAUUAGAGAAAAAAUACUCUCUAUCAAAGAUCCAUCAUUAGUUUCAACUUACAAUAGUAUUGGCUUUCUUUAUUCAUCUAUGGGAAGGAAAUCAGAUGUUGUUAAUUAUAUUGAGAAAUCACUUAAUGUUCAAGAAAAAUUACCAAAUCCUAAUCGUCCAUUGAUGCUUAAGAUUCAUCUGACUACAGCAAGAAUGUAUGAAGAUCUUAAAGAUAAUGAUGCAGUUCUUAAACAUGCAGAGCAUUCUCUCACUAUCGCACGUUCGAUUUUUGACCCUAGUGAUAUAAACAAUGGUGUUGCUGAAGAACUACAAGAAGAUUACAAUGUUUGGCGGUAA
Rotaria sp. Silwood1 is the source of this 468-nucleotide messenger RNA. Lineage: Eukaryota; Metazoa; Rotifera; Eurotatoria; Philodinida; Philodinidae. The record is from the annotation of a GenBank genome assembly.